This is a messenger RNA of Papaver somniferum (opium poppy), 1020 nucleotides long. Its product is annotated as ADP-ribosylation factor-like protein 8a. Gene Ontology annotation, molecular function: GTP binding; GTPase activity. Lineage: Eukaryota; Viridiplantae; Streptophyta; Magnoliopsida; Ranunculales; Papaveraceae. Bases 139 to 693 code for a protein of 184 amino acids. The record is from RefSeq and is a predicted model, not a curated record. The transcript has 6 exons. Gene Ontology annotation, biological process: protein transport.
UUCUACUGCUGAUAGGUUUGUUUGUUAGGUCAAUUGAUGAGAGCUGAGAGAAUUUCUUAAGACCUCUCUCUCAUCAUCUCAAAAAUAAAAACAGAUCGAUCUCCAUCCAAAUCCCUUAAUUCUCUUCUGUAAUCCACAAUGGGAAUUUUUGAUGUUUUCCUCAAUUGGCUUCGAAGCCUAUUCUUUAAGCAAGAAAUGGAGCUUUCUUUGAUCGGACUUCAGAAUGCUGGGAAAACUUCGCUUGUCAAUGUCGUUGCAACUGGUGGAUACAGCGAAGACAUGAUUCCUACGAUUGGUUUCAAUAUGAGGAAGGUCACUAAAGGAAAUGUCACAAUAAAGUUAUGGGAUCUUGGAGGUCAGCCCCGUUUCCGUAGCAUGUGGGAAAGAUACUGCCGCGCGGUUUCUGCUAUUGUAUAUGUUGUCGAUGCUGCUGAUCAUGAUAAUCUGUCCAUCUCAAGAAGCGAACUUCACGAUCUGUUGAGCAAAACCUCACUGAAUGGUAUCCCGUUGUUGGUUUUGGGUAACAAAGUUGACAAGCCUGAAGCGCUCUCUAAACAAGCUUUAACUGAUCAAAUGGAGCUGAGGUCAAUAACUGAUAGGGAAGUUUGUUGCUUUAUGAUAUCGUGCAAAAACUCUACCAACAUUGAUUCGGUCAUUGACUGGCUUGUAAAGCAUUCAAAAUCAAAGAACUGAAGAAAUUGGAAGUUUUUUGUCAGAGUCGGGGACGGCCUGUGAAGGGGGGGCUAACUGAGGCUCUAGCCCGCCCCUUGAUUCAACCCAAAUCAUUUUUAAUUAAUAGAGGGGGUUUGUACUAAAUUAGGUUUAGCCCAAUUUUACCUGUUAUUAGCCCAUGUAAUUCAUAACACCACCUUAUUUUCAGCUCAUUUGAUUUGAAUUCAACAAUCAUUUUAAGUUUGAUUUCAGCCCUCAUAGGGUAUAUCAAGUAAAAACCUUAUUUUUCCAACACUUUUGUUAAGAUAUGUAUUUUUAUAAUGUUUAUAAUUUCCUAUUUUCUCGUUA